Homo sapiens (human) is the source of this 5841-nucleotide messenger RNA. RefSeq names its product solute carrier family 38 member 11 (gene SLC38A11). Gene Ontology annotation, cellular component: membrane. The transcript has 13 exons. Gene Ontology annotation, biological process: L-alpha-amino acid transmembrane transport. The record is from RefSeq and is marked validated. Lineage: Eukaryota; Metazoa; Chordata; Mammalia; Primates; Hominidae. Bases 538 to 1758 code for a protein of 406 amino acids.
AGAAACAUCCUGCAGCAUCUCCGUCUCCGGAGGAAAAAUACAUUUGUCUGGGCGAACUCCGGUGGAAAAGCGCCCCAGGCUGCCACAGCCUAGAGAUCUUGGGGCUGCAGCCCUCGCGGCCUGCCGAGGGAGCAGGGGGCGCCCGUGGAACUGGCUCCCUGCAGCUCUGCGGCUACACGCGGACCUCGGCUGUGUGCGAGGUGGCGGAGGAGGCUGGCCGGGUGCGAAUCCGUACCCAGCCCCAGCAUCUUCCACCUGCUGAGGACCACCGCUCAGCCAUGGGCUACCAGAGGCAGGAGCCUGUCAUCCCGCCGCAGAGAGAUUUAGAUGACAGAGAAACCCUUGUUUCUGAACAUGAGUAUAAAGAGAAAACCUGUCAGUCUGCUGCUCUUUUUAAUGUUGUCAACUCGAUUAUAGGAUCUGGUAUAAUAGUAGCCCCAUUUUGACUCCAGAGUCUGUCUUUCUUAAUAUUCCAUAACCCUUCUGUGCUCCUUAUUAUCCUCUCUGCUUUCUUGGCUAGCAGGAUUGCCUUAUUCAAUGAAGCAAGCUGGGUUUCCUUUGGGAAUAUUGCUUUUAUUCUGGGUUUCAUAUGUUACAGACUUUUCCCUUGUUUUAUUGAUAAAAGGAGGGGCCCUCUCUGGAACAGAUACCUACCAGUCUUUGGUCAAUAAAACUUUCGGCUUUCCAGGGUAUCUGCUCCUCUCUGUUCUUCAGUUUUUGUAUCCUUUUAUAGCAAUGAUAAGUUACAAUAUAAUAGCUGGAGAUACUUUGAGCAAAGUUUUUCAAAGAAUCCCAGGAGUUGAUCCUGAAAACGUGUUUAUUGGUCGCCACUUCAUUAUUGGACUUUCCACAGUUACCUUUACUCUGCCUUUAUCCUUGUACCGAAAUAUAGCAAAGCUUGGAAAGGUCUCCCUCAUCUCUACAGGUUUAACAACUCUGAUUCUUGGAAUUGUAAUGGCAAGGGCAAUUUCACUGGGUCCACACAUACCAAAAACAGAAGACGCUUGGGUAUUUGCAAAGCCCAAUGCCAUUCAAGCGGUCGGGGUUAUGUCUUUUGCAUUUAUUUGCCACCAUAACUCCUUCUUAGUUUACAGUUCUCUAGAAGAACCCACAGUAGCUAAGUGGUCCCGCCUUAUCCAUAUGUCCAUCGUGAUUUCUGUAUUUAUCUGUAUAUUCUUUGCUACAUGUGGAUACUUGACAUUUACUGGCUUCACCCAAGGGGACUUAUUUGAAAAUUACUGCAGAAAUGAUGACCUGGUAACAUUUGGAAGAUUUUGUUAUGGUGUCACUGUCAUUUUGACAUACCCUAUGGAAUGCUUUGUGACAAGAGAGGUAAUUGCCAAUGUGUUUUUUGGUGGGAAUCUUUCAUCGGUUUUCCACAUUGUUGUAACAGUGAUGGUCAUCACUGUAGCCACGCUUGUGUCAUUGCUGAUUGAUUGCCUCGGGAUAGUUCUAGAACUCAAUGGUGUGCUCUGUGCAACUCCCCUCAUUUUUAUCAUUCCAUCAGCCUGUUAUCUGAAACUGUCUGAAGAACCAAGGACACACUCCGAUAAGAUUAUGUCUUGUGUCAUGCUUCCCAUUGGUGCUGUGGUGAUGGUUUUUGGAUUCGUCAUGGCUAUUACAAAUACUCAAGACUGCACCCAUGGGCAGGAAAUGUUCUACUGCUUUCCUGACAAUUUCUCUCUCACAAAUACCUCAGAGUCUCAUGUUCAGCAGACAACACAACUUUCUACUUUAAAUAUUAGUAUCUUUCAAUGAGUUGACUGCUUUAAAAAUAUGUAUGUUUUCAUAGACUUUAAAACACAUAACAUUUACGCUUGCUUUAGUCUGUAUUUAUGUUAUAUAAAAUUAUUAUUUUGGCUUUUAUCAAGACUUGGCUUUUAUGAGUAGUGCAAUAUAAAAGAUAAAGAAAAGAAAAAUUGAAUGUAUUUCACCUUUAACUGGAACAAAAUAAGGGUUUUGUUCUAAUGACUGCACUACACUAAUGCUAAUUGAAGAAGGGAGAGUUAAGCCUUUAGCAUUUUCUGCCAUCCCCCUUUUAUUUAAUAUGCAAACCAGUAUAUUGUGCUCCAAAAUAAGUAGGUGAUUGUGGGUUGGAAUUUUGUGUAGAUGUCUUUUGGUGGGGGGGUGUGGGGGGUGGGCAUUUUCUUUGUCCUUAAAAGUCUGUGGAACUGAAGAGAAGGGAAACCCAAAACGAUUGAAAAGAAGACAUAUCCCAAGAACAAAGAGGAGCUCUCCGUUAUAAUUUCAGCAGCAUCCUUUGUUUAAAGGGAAAUGGAUCCCUGGAGAAAUGAGCAAAGACCUCUCCAUGUGAGGAAUCCUGAAUCAUAGACUGGCUGUGAGGAGCAAGGUGUGUAAAGAAUCAAAAUCACCUCCCAUCUUCUGAUGCUGUGGGAAUACAAUGGUAGCACCAUUCUAAAACAGAAAAACAAACAAACAAACAAAAAAAACAAAAACAAAAAACAGUUGUUCUGUGGCAAGAACCUAAGAGAUUGGUGAUAUGGACCUGUUGGAUUUUUAGUGCUGUCAGGAAUGUACAACUGGAAGCUGAACUUUGAAACUAGAAACGUGUAAGAAGAAUCAGGGCUACAGAAGAAGCUUUCUCAGUCCACUGGGGGUUCCUCAGAGAGAUUUCUGGGAGCUCUUGUUGACUGGGUCUUUGGGAGCAGAUAGUGAGAUGGAGUUUAUCAUAACUAAUGGGAGAGAGGGGAAAGCAGGAUUGUUAGGGAGAGGUAGAACUGCAGUGCAGGCUGACCUCAGCCAAAUCCACAGGGAAGCUGGUGCAUACAUGACCCAUCAGAGUUGUCCCUGUUCAAGGGUAAUAGCCCAGUUUUGAUACUGCUGCCUCCAUCAGUCAUUUAAUGUGAGCAUCUGGAGAAGGAUGAGUUCUUGGGCUAGGCAGCUCUUUGCAGCAGAGCAAACCCUAAAGGAACUGAGAGCUCGAGGUGGUCUACUGAUAGCUUUGUCACCACAUGCUUCCUUACAGGGGUAUCUGGGAGACACAGCUGUGCCCACCACAGAUGCCCUCGGUUUACUGAGGAUUUUUAAAUGAUUUUUUAAUGAGGACUUUGUGUCUUUGUAUGUAUGACAAUCUUCAAAAAGUAACAUGAAAAUCUGGGGCCAUCUGGAUGGCUUCCUUAUAUCAAGUAUCACCUAAGAUUUUCAUUUCAUUUGUAUUCCAAUCAGGUUGUCCAUCUGUGGCACUAUAUUAAUUGUUGCCAAAUAACGAGAAACUAUCACAAGCAGAGUUAAUACAUAUAUGAUGAGUUUGUACAAAUCAAAUGCAAAAAGAAAUCCUACAGGAAGUGUAUAAAGGGUAGGUUCACAGUAGUUUGAAUAAAGUGGCAAGAGCUGAGUCACUGUGUGACUCAUAGUGAGAAAGGCCUAUUGAACAUAAAGGAAGAUGCAUUUUAGCAGGUAGAACCAUGCUCAGGGUUUUAGUGGUGAUUUAUUUUUUCAAUAAAAUAUUAUCCUUACCAUUAAAUUAAUUUAAAUUCUGUUGGGUAACUUUUCUGUAUUUAACUUAUAAAUUUGUUUUUUUAUAGUUAAGGGUCAUAGGCUAAGCAGUUUGUGCCUGUUUUUAGAUUGGUACAUGUUUAGGUAAAAUAUAAUAAAAAUGCUUUCAUUCCAUGUAAGAAAUGAGGAAAUGUAAGAAAUUUUUGCCACAGUCUGUCAUUACAUUGCUCAAGACUGAGAAACACUGACCUACAUAAUUAUUAAAUAAAGUCAUGAGGGAUGAGAUCUCUAAGCAUGUACAAAGAAAAGUAUGUCAAGGAUAACAUAAUUUAGCACGUAACCAUCUCUUAUCUUGUACUUUGGUGUUGCUUCAUACUCUUCAAGUAGAUGAAAGCUCCUGGUAGGAACUGAGCGCAGCAUUAGUGCCUAAUAAACAUGUAUUGGUUUAUUUAUUUUUAAUCAGCUGUAGAACAAGACUGCUUAUGACCCAGUUAUUAGCUGCACGGAUUACCGACAUCUUUCAAAUUAUAAUUUAAUAAAUCUUAGGAACUCACAUUUAUUUUGCAAGAAUACUUGUAUGCUUAUUUUGCCACCAUGCAUAACUGCAAGAACCCCACCCCUCAAUCUAUUUUCUGCCUCAGUUCAAUAAGAGAUUCCCCUGAAAAUCUUUCCAUCCCUGCCACUUGUUGCCCCUAACAAAGCAACUUGAAGGUUUUAAACCAGUUUUUGAAGCUGUCAAUACACUUAAAUGUAUAAAGCACUUCUUAACUUUAAAAAGGUGGUGGUAGGCAAGAAUCACAUCUUUACACACAAAUGAGAACAUCUAGCAAUACACUUCCUUUAAGGAUAUAAGUUGGAUAGCAUCUGUGUAAUUUAGAAAUUGAGUCAUUGUUCACUUAUUAUAGAAUCUUUAUUAUCAAAACUAACUUGAACCAUCUUCAAACAUCAGAAUGGGUAAACUGUCUAUGACCAUACCUUCCUGAACGCACCAGAUCUCAUCUGAUCUUGGAAGCUAAGUAUGGUCUGGCCUUGUUAGUACUUGGAUGGGAGAAGAAGUAAACUGCCUUGCCUGGACUAUUUCCAAUGAUGCCAAACAAUAAUUGUUGCCCCUUGUCUUUCUUAAAAGGAGACUGCAUCCAUUUAACCAAACUAAGAAAUUUUCAAUUAGUCCUCUGCUGAAGUCAUACUAUACACAUCUACUUAAUUAAAGAUACAUUUAUUGAAGAGAACAGGUCUCCUCCUGGUUUAUCUGCUAUAGCCUUGCUUAGGAAAGGAAUAAUAGUCUGUCUUUUAAUUAGGUGUGGCUAUUGAUUGGAGCAAAUGUUGUCAGGUGGCCCAAGCAUGAAUCAAUGAGUGACCAUGAGGUCACCCAUCAGUGAGGGUACCCAUGAAUGCUUUACUAACUGUGGCAAGGAUAAUAAUUUGCUACCUCAAUAGAAUAAGCGCUUUUAAGAAUGUAUGCUUAUUCUAAAAAAUGUGUAAAGAAUUUGCCAAGAUAGCAGAGCAAAUAUGUAGAGUGGACCAGAGAUGCUGUGACCUAGAGAACACAUAGACCAGGAGAGAAAGAAAAGAGCCCAGUCUUUGUCUAGGGUAGUGGCUUUUAAACUUGGACAUGUGUCAGAAUCACCUGGAGGCCUUGUUGAAACACAGAUUGCUGGGCUUCACCCCCACAGUUUCUGAUUCAGUACUUGGAGUGGGGCCUCAGAAUUUCUAUUUCUGAAAAGUUCCCAGGUGAUGCUGCUGCUGCUGGUUCAGGGACCACGUUUGAAAAAGGCUGGAAGUUGGACAUAAGAAAGUGCCAGAUGGAGCCAUCUGUUUAGAGGCUGGGACACAAUACAAGCAAGAUGUAGGAAUACCAUGCUAGAUCUCAGGGAAGAAAAUGAGGCUGGAGAUGUAGGAGGGAGAGCAAUUGGUACAUAUUAAAUGUGUUAUCCUUUGCCUCUUUGAAAAAUCAUCUAGAGACACAGUGAGAAGAGGAGAAACCACGACAAUAAUAUUAGUGAAGAGCAAUGACAAAGGACAUGGGAGGAGAAUUAACAAGGGAGAAAAUAGAGAUUACAACCCCAAAUCAACACAGUUAUGCUGGUUAAGCUGCAGGCCUGGUUCUGAGCCUGCCAGCACUCAGGGAAGGUUACCUGAGUUUCAUGGCUGCCAUUGUGAGAAUGAAGAAAAUAUAUCAGUUUCUCAAAAGAACACCAAGUUUUCCAAGGACUAAACUCUCAGCAGAAUGGCUUACUUGGAAAAUUACAUAGGGAACAUGAGUAAAACUGGGUUAUGAAUGAUAAUGUCAUUCAGAUAAAGAAUUUACAUGGUUGUCUUUUGUUAAGACACUUUUUCAUUCCAUUAAUGUUUGCUCAUUGAUAAUAAAGAUUAUCAAUACAUUUA